AUGGCGGAGGUGGUCUCGUUUGCAGUUCCCCGCGAAAGCGACAAAACCUUGCUGGUGUGGGAGGUGAGUUCUGGGUCCACGGCCGAGGCUUCGCAUCAUUCUCUGUUCACAGUAUUCUCCCAGUUUGGCCUUCUGUAUUCGAUCCGAGUCUUCCCAAACGCUGCAGUGGCCCGUCCUGGUUUCUAUGCCAUCAUGAAGUUUUAUUCAGCAAGGGAUGCUCACAGAGCUCAAAUGGCAUGCCACGAGAAGCAUCUUUUUCAGAAUUCUCCAGUGCAG
Molecule: messenger RNA, 276 nt
Organism: Neomonachus schauinslandi (Hawaiian monk seal)
Lineage: Eukaryota; Metazoa; Chordata; Mammalia; Carnivora; Phocidae
Gene: RDM1
Product: RAD52 motif containing 1
Exons: 2
Cellular component (GO): nucleolus
Molecular function (GO): RNA binding
Source: RefSeq, a predicted model, not a curated record